AUGGCACCCAAGUCUGCCCUUCCCGAUUUUUAUUAUUUUAUAUUUGCUGCCUACGAGCCCACUCUUUGCAUCCUUGGUUUCUUUGGAGCAUUAGCCGACCCGAAGAGCACUCAUGACGGUCAGGCUGCCUGGCCCACGGAUUCGCCACCGCCAGACGUCCUCCCUCGUGCCAGUCUUGUCACCGUCAUCCAGCUCGCCCACGUAUGCGCCCUCGUCGGCGUCAUCAACUUCUUCCUCCUCUCCGCCGUCCGGAAGCACCUUCAUGCUCUCCCAGCCCUUCAGGAAAAGUUUACCUUUGCCCUACUCUGCCCCCUAUUAAUCGGCGACUUGAUGCAUCUCUACCUAACCCUUUGGUCCCUGGGCGAACAGAAGUGGGAUGUCUGGAAUUGGAGCCCAAUGUUAUGGGUCACAAUAGGCCUCGGCAUGACUCUCCUCAUUCCUCGCAUCUGUUGGCAUCUGGGAAUUGGCCGCUAUGUUGACGCCAGGGAUGGAAAUUUCCCCAAGAUUUUUCAGAAGUAG
Molecule: messenger RNA, 519 nt
Organism: Guyanagaster necrorhizus
Lineage: Eukaryota; Fungi; Basidiomycota; Agaricomycetes; Agaricales; Physalacriaceae
Exons: 3
Coding region: 1-519 (172 amino acids)
Source: RefSeq, a predicted model, not a curated record